UUAAACGAAUAUGGAAUCGGGUUAUUUGAGCCGCGGCGGCGUUGUCCGCGAUCCAUGGCCGGCGGUGAACCGCCUUCCCCGGGAAAUAUGUAAAUCUGAAUUCAGUUAUUCAGAUCCUUUUUCCCUCUGCGCUCGGAAUGAUUCUAGACAUUUCCAAAAAAUUGCUCCACGAGAGCUGUAAGGAACUGGAGCGGGAUUUGUUGAGAUCGUUUGAAUUCGAUCACAAGUUGUGGUACUAUGAGUAUGGAGAGAAGGAAGGUUAAGUUUCUGCUCUUCAUUGUUGGCGUCGUAGCUCUGAGAACCACCGCUGAGAGAUGUAGACUUAUGGUUGGUAAAGAGGCUGCAUCAAAAAGUGGGACAUUUACUUUUUUGAAUUGUUUCGAUGGGAGUUAUGGCACUGUUGUAUGCCUAGCAAAGGAGGGUGUAAAACUGUAUUGCUAUAACAUUAGGUCCCUUCAUGUGGAAAGUAGAAAGUAUGAAGCAAUUGAGGUUGCUUUGUCUGAUGCAGUUGCCCAAGGCAUGGAUGCUAAGAAUGCUGUAAAAGUGGCACAUAAAGAAGGUAAAAAGGCAGCAAAACUUGCAACAAGAAAAGCCGAUCGCAUUAUAGGUCCAAUUAUAUCUUCGGGAUGGGAUUUCUUGGAAUCCAUAUAUUUUGGAGGUAAAAUUAUGGAAGGGUUGCUUCGGGGCACAGGUACACUGUUUGGCACUUAUUCCGUUGGUUUCCUUGGAGAGCAGAAAUUUAAAAGGAUUGGUUAUCUGGUUGGAAGUCAUUUCGGAAGUUGGAUUGGUGAGAGGAUUGGACUGAUGGUGUAUGAUGUGGUUAAUGGAAUUCAUUACCUGAUGCAGCCAAAGCAGUCUGAACCUCUAGUUUAUAAAGAUGCUUUAGACAAUAACGAAGCUGCUGCUGCUGACAAAAGCUUUGAUGGUCAUCAAGAUCUUUAGCAAUGUCCAAAUAAUGCAAGUUGGACUCUAACUUGAAUAAUACAAAAUUUACAAAUUCUUGAGAUCAAGUAUGGUGAUUGUAAGUUUGUAAAUAUACAAACUUUCUUAUUGUUCUCCAUUUCAGUUAUUUCUGAAAUAAAGUUGCACACUUUCAACUGUAGAAGGUGUGUUUGGAUACUCAACUUAAUCACAACUGACAGUACCAAUGCAUCACCAAUGGAAGUUUACUUGAGCUUAAUUAAGAGGCCUCCAGAUCUAAGCUUGUGUAUAAAAGUCUUCUUUGGGAGUUUGAGUUUUUAUGUAUGCAAAUAUAAAGCACUUCUAUGGUAAAGAUUCCUGUUAUUUGGUGUCUUGAUUUGCCUUUGGCUAGUUAAAUUAUCCACUGGUUACACAAAAAAAAUGCUAAGGUGCGUCCCGCGUUGUUGUUUGCGAUGUCGGCCGGAGGAUAGUUUCGUGCGCAGUGGACAGGAUUGAAGGAUUCGGAAUCCAAUCAUCGCUGGCCGUGACGUGCGUCGUCAGAGGAUCACCUUUGGGCCGGCCGCAUUCGGCGUUCCGCGCACGGGGUUCAGUCUCCGCCCUGCCUUUCCCCCUCGGAAGAGGGGGUAAGGGGGGGACGCGAUGCGUGAUGCCCAAUGUCCUGGACCGAAACAUUGGUCGAGGAAUGCCGAGGAGCGCUGAGGAAGGGCCUGCGGCGCGCCAACAUAG
Molecule: messenger RNA, 1647 nt
Organism: Andrographis paniculata
Lineage: Eukaryota; Viridiplantae; Streptophyta; Magnoliopsida; Lamiales; Acanthaceae
Exons: 2
Coding region: 238-942 (234 amino acids)
Source: RefSeq, a predicted model, not a curated record